Molecule: messenger RNA, 1167 nt
Organism: Drosophila subpulchrella
Lineage: Eukaryota; Metazoa; Arthropoda; Insecta; Diptera; Drosophilidae
Gene: Or33c
Product: odorant receptor 33c
Exons: 2
Coding region: 1-1167 (388 amino acids)
Biological process (GO): detection of chemical stimulus involved in sensory perception of smell; sensory perception of smell
Cellular component (GO): plasma membrane
Molecular function (GO): olfactory receptor activity; odorant binding
Source: RefSeq, a predicted model, not a curated record
AUGGUUAUCAUCGAUAGUGUUCGUUUUUAUCGUCCCUUCUGGCUCUGCAUGCGAGUGCUAGUACCGACAUUCUUCAAGGAGUCAAGGAGUCUUCAAGCAGGCCCCAUCCAGCUUUAUGUGGCGGCGCUGCAUGUCCUGGUCACCUUAUGGUUCCCACUGCACCUUCUGCUGCAUCUUCUGUUGCAUCCUUCUGCGGCUGAACUCUUGAAGAACCUGUCCAUGUCUUUAACCUGCCUUGCCUGCAGUCUGAAGCAUGUGGCCCACCUGUAUCACUUGCCUGAGAUUGUGGAGAUCGAAUCUCUGAUCGGACAGCUGGAUACGUUCGUAUCGAGCGAACAGGAGCAUCGAUACUACCAGGAUCACGUGCACUGUCAUGCGAAGCGCUUUACGCGAUGUCUCUACAAAAGUUUUGGUAUGGUGUACGUGUUAUUCUUAUUAGGUAUUUUCGUUCAGAUCAUUAACGGAAACUGGGAGCUCAUAUACCCCGCAUAUUUCCCUUUUGACUUGGAGAGGAAUCAAUGGAUGGCUGCAUCGGCCUUGGGCUAUCAGGUUAUCAGCAUGCUUGUCGAAGGCUUUCAGGGUCUGGGAAACGACACCUACACCCCGUUGACCUUGUGUCUUCUAAGCGGACACCUCCAUUUGUGGUCCAUUCGAAUGGCUCAACUCGGAUUCCUCGAGGACGAAACUACCAGUAAUCAUGAGCGAUUGCUGGAAUACAUUGAGCAGCAUAAGCUCUUGGUCAGGUUCCACAGCCUGGUGGCUCAGACCGUCAGCGAGGUGCAGCUGUUCCAGUUGGGUGGCUGUGGCGCCACCCUGUGCAUCACCGUGACCUACGUGCUCUUCUUUGUGAGCGACACCAUCUCGCUGGUCUACUACUUGGUCUUCUUCGGGGUGGUCUGCAUGCAGCUCUUCCCCAGCUGCUACUUUGCCAGCGAGGUGGCCGAGGAGGUGCAGAGCCUGCCGUAUGCGAUCUUCUCCAGCAGGUGGUACGAUCAGUCCCGGGAACAUCGGUUCGAUCUGCUCCUCUUCACCCAAUUGACCUUGGGGUCCAGGGGGCGAGUCAUAAAGGCGGGCGGACUCAUCGAGCUGAAUUUAAAUGCCUUCUUCGCCACUCUGAAGAUGGCCUACUCCCUGUUCGCCGUUGUGGUGCGGGUGAAGGGUAUAUAG